Molecule: messenger RNA, 1620 nt
Organism: Mitosporidium daphniae
Lineage: Eukaryota; Fungi; Microsporidia
Product: Rad18-like protein
Exons: 2
Coding region: 1-1620 (539 amino acids)
Source: RefSeq, a predicted model, not a curated record
AUGCAAUCCUUCUACGAUGAAUUCCAGGCAUUGUUAAUCGAGUUUUCGAAUGCACUAAGAUGUUCAAUAUGGUUGGUUUUCUCUUUAAAUUUUAGUAACCAGCUAUAUACUCGCCCAACUACGGUGACCGAAUGUGGCCAUAGAUUUUGUGGCGAUUGCAUCAAGGAGAAUUUAGGGGUCAAUUGCUUGUGCCCUUAUUGUGGCCAACCUGCUCGCGGUAAAAACCUACGAAUUUCUCCCCUUCAUUCGAAUCUAGUUAAUUGGACUAGAGCCAUGUUAACUAGCUUGGAAAAAUUUGCAUCUUCCAACGACAUUUCUUUUCCAAGGCCUGCGCCUGAAACUCCCGUACUGAGCUACUCUCAAGCGGCUAGUAUUGAUGGCGUAAAUGAUUCUUUUGAUUCAAACACAAGCUUUGAGACGGAAAAGGCUCCGUUUGACUCUGAUUCAAAGUCGCCAAUUAAAAGCCGCAGUUUUAAAAGGGUCAGUUUUCCAAAUACCUCCAACAUAAAAUCCCAUCGAGGCGGUUCUGUGAUUUCUCCAAAAGCAUCUGACAAGAUAAAAGCUGCCAACUUAUCAGCGGGAAGUAAAUCGGAAACUUUUUCGUUGAUGGAUCUUAUCUCUAGUGGGACUGUUCCCAUUGGGUCGGUAGCAUAUUGCUUUGAUUGCACGGCAAAGAUAACGUCAAGUGGAAGUCUCAUUGACGAAAUUGAUUUACAAGAGUACUUUGAUCCCUCAGAUUGGGCAACAUACGUUGUUCGGUGUGUAGAAAACCGACGCUUGUCGCGUCAAGAUGGCCUAAAGGCCAUUAAAGUGGGCGGAAAGACAUUGGAGGAGUUGUAUUCUUCGGUUUUUGUACAGCAAAGCACAACUAGAAACGAUCCUGUUCUCAAACAAGAUACGAAUGUUUUUAGCUUGGCAGAACAAAGUCCACAAAGGAUUGUCAAGCUUUCCACGUCAAGCCUAUCUCGUGAUCAGUCAAAAUUUUUGGAAUUACAUUCAAGAAAUCACCUUCAAUAUUCGCUCAAUUUAUCACCAGAUCCUGAUAUCUCGGGAAGUACAUAUCUCGUGGUUGAUACGGACUCGAAUCAACGAUGCCGUCGGACUCUAAAAUAUCUAUUUGCUUGCAUGCUAAAGAUUCCCGUGGUAUCCUUUCAAUUUAAUGAAAGGCGGUGGAAAGAUAUAACCAAUUAUCGUGUCACACAAGACUUUCAAGGCCGUACGUUCAAUGUAAAUUGCCGUGACAUGCUUUUUUCUGGUUUAACGGUCGCCUUUGGUGAUAAUACCUCAAAGCCAGAAUGCAGUCUCAUUUCUAAUGAGAUAACGACAAAGUUUGUAAAGUACGGGGGUGGAAAGAUUUUCAGCGAAGAACCGCGAAAGUUCAUCUCGCUGGGUCGUAUCGAUCCAUCUUUUUUGUUUGAUGCAAUCGUUCCGGAUGCGUUACUAUUGGUGAUUGAUACCAGCCCAAAGUUUACUUUCUCAAGCAUUAAAGUUCCAAAAGUCGAUUUUCAAGCGUCUAAAUUCAAGGGAUACACGAUUAGAUCUUCGGCCUGGUUUCUUGACUGCAUCUCUCAAAAUACAUUGGCACACGUUGACCCUUUCAGCUUAACGAAAAAUUCAUAA